Molecule: messenger RNA, 4127 nt
Organism: Spirodela intermedia
Lineage: Eukaryota; Viridiplantae; Streptophyta; Magnoliopsida; Alismatales; Araceae
Source: the annotation of a GenBank genome assembly
AUGAACUCUAUAGGUUAUCUCAAUGAUCGGACUAUCUUUAUUGAAGAUUAUGUUGGGCGUGAAUCUCGUGUGAUUAAGUGGACCUUGAUCCCUGCGUCCGCAGUAUGAUCUUGCCUUCAGGGGGAACAAAUUCACGAAACGGAGUGAUGUGUGCUGCUUCUUUUAUUUAAGAGCAUGCUUGAUGUAUUGCAUUGAUUCGGCUUUGCAUUCCACGUCCCUAUUGGGUCUUACCUGUUCAGAUACUGAAAACGUUCUAUUCUUUCUCAGGGAAAGGAUGGGAAUGUUUAUUGAAAUGAAGCAAUCUAGGAUAUGCAAAAGCUCAGACAUGUGACACCUCUGAGACAAAAACUGCGUCUCAGCAAAUGUAAAUAUGAGAAAUAUUGCUGCUAAAUAGUGAAGGCGAGGGAAAUGAUCAUCCUUUAAGUCUUUGAACAUAGAUUUUUUCAUCGUGUUUGAUGCCAGUUUGAUGCUUCCUUAGCCUACUCAGUUCAUCGUGUUUGAUGGCUACUACCACAUUCAGUAUUGUGGGAUUUUAUUCACUUAUUCAUGCAGUGGCUGAGUAGCAUUUUCUCUCUGUUUUCUGGUUGACGGUGAUAGUUUCGUGUUGUUCAUCUCAUUAUCAUUUAAUAUUUUUUUCCAUGCAUAAGGUUAAUCAAGUGUCAUCUAUAUGCGUUGCCAUUCAACUGUAGACAAUAAAAAGAACUUAUGGUUCUUCUGUUCACAUUGGCUGAGAAAAUCUGAUGUGUCUACCAAUAAUUGUGUCAUUCUGAUUUCCUUUUCCCACAUCACAGGGAAACACCGCCUAAAGGCCAUUAUAGAUGUAAAACUGAUGGUGUGCAAUGCAAGGACAGUUCCACAAAAAUUCAACAAUCAGCAGUGCCUGAAACAAGUGGCUCGAAACUUUCUGAGCUUGCUUUUGAUAAGCUGCAGGUCAGUGACAAGGAAAUGUGUAAAGGACUGAAACGGGCUUUUGGUCGAUUUGUUGCCCGUGAAGCUGUGAUUGAUGAGGAAUACUGGGUAUGCUCCUCGCAGUCAACUGUUUGACUUCAUAUGCUUGUAUUUUGCCAUUGCCUUAUAUAUAUGUUAUGUAAUGUGACAGACAGCUUCAUGGCUUCGGGCAGAAGCCCAUUGGGACCCCAUGUCAUACAUGAGGUAACUGUUAUGUUCUAUAAUAUGCUUUUAUGUUCAUUGGCUUGCUCGGUUCUAUCGUCAAUCAUUAUUUUUCCUAAACAUUUGUCUAUCGGAGUCCCAUGGCUGCCAUUUAAUUUUACAGGCACGUUGAUAACUACAAGAGAAAAUAUGCAGAGGAGGUUAGACUUUUUUUCCUCUGCUCUUAGCAUGGUUUAGUCUUCGUAUCACAUCAAUCUUUAUGGAUGUCGGAGAUAUCUUUCAGGCUUGUAGUGCUUACUCCUUUUUGGGAGUUUUUCGUUUUAACUCUAAUCUCAUUGAGUGAACGCAAAAAAUAAUUAAAAUAAAAUAAAAUCGUUUUUGGGAAUAUUUCCUUUUUGGGAAUGUUUCCACUAGAGAUGAGAGGAGUUGUUCAUGUCACGUCCCGUGUGUUGGGUUUUUUUUUUUCAUACGGUAUGUUGCCUUCCCAUGUUUUGCUCACUCUGUUUUCUUAUUCAAAAAAGAUGGAAAAUUGAUCAUGAUAAUUGAAUCAUAAUUUCGAAAUGGGCAAUAAUUUGUGUCCAUGCUGGCAGAUUUGGAGUUGCUUAUUAUCUCAGCAACAUUUAAAACCAACUCAGUCCUCUUCUUCUCUUCAGAGUUUUGAGGGGUUUGCCACAGGAGAGGAGGGCCACCAUGGGGAGGGGGAAUUGUUUGGGGAUGAGAGCAGGCAGCUGCCUCCGAUAAGGAGAAACUAUCUAUAUACAUUUUAGCAUCCUCGCAGAUCAUUUUUACCUUCUUGCCAAUUAAACCCUGUACCUUCCGUGAUACCAUAAAAGUUAACAUGAUGACCGUAUUUUGCCAAAUCCGAUCCUUCCAGCCCAAAAGUUUUUAUCUUGACAGCUGAUAAAACUUAUCACUAUUUUUGAAGGAGUUCAAUGCUCUGAAGCGCAGAUGCGCUGGACGAGAGGGCAACUCCUUGAAGUGCUUGUGCAUUGUUUCGGUAUGUCUUCGAAUUUUUUUUAAUUAUGCACUGUUUCAACUGGAUUCUUCUUCUUUAGAUUGUGUAAAGAUAGUUCUGAAAUAUAUUUCACAUUUUAUUUUGCUUAUGCAGAAUCAUUUUUAUUUACUUGAAUUAAGUUGAUCCUCUCCAGAGAGCCAUCUGGAUAUUAUAUGUAGGUUGGAUCCUUAGUUUCUCCAACCGCUGAUUAUGAUUGGUGAACUUGGGAAUGCUCCCCCUGUGUUCAAAAAGAUCUUGGAUAAAAUAAGUUGAUAUCGGCUCAUAUGAAAUUACUACCUCACACUGAAUGAUCCUGUGGAAAUUAUGAUUUUAUUGCCUUUUUUCUUAAAUGGUUAUUCUCUUUAGCAUACUUUGUGCGUAAUGAUAGUUCUUACAGAUGAAUAUCUUUACUAACAGAGGGGACAGACCCAAAGUUUUUUGAAAUAAAGUCCAAGCUAGGGUUACCCAACUUACUCCCUAUAUAUAAUUCCAGCAUCCAGAAACAGAAAAUGUCAACUCCCUGAAGAACCUGGUCAGAUAGUAACCUCUCAUCUCAUCCGAAGUACACGUGCAAUGUUAAAAGCAAUCAACUUCUCUGAUUCACUCGCCAUUAUCAUAACUUAUCAUCGUUAUUAAAUAUGAAAAAAAAAAUUGAUAUGAAGGAUGGACGAAGAUAUCUCUCCAUGAAAAUGUAGAUGAUGUUGAAUUGAAGUGUACACGUUUUCAUUGCUCUCAGGUGAAGAAGGAAGAUCCCAACAUCAGAAGAACUGUCCUGAACAGCGUGGUUGGGACUCUGGACCUCAGCAUCCGGCUGCUAUUGCACGGCGAGAAAUUCCCUGGGGUGAGAAAGCCUCUGUUUUCAUGCCCCAUCUUUCUCUCUACUGAAGAGGAAUCCUCAAGUCUUCUAACGACCAUUAUUUGCCAUUUCAGGAGAUCAAGAAGCCUUGUUCCAUCCUUGCAACGCAUGAUACACAACGAUAUGCAUACAUAGCGAAUGUGUGCGUCUCAAAGUUUGCUCGACGCCAAGGAAUCGCAUCCAAUAUGCUUUAUUUGGCAACUGAUAUGGCUGUUUCCGCAGGUAUAUAUCCCAAGUGCGAAGAGAGAGAAAGAAGUCUUUUGAUGCGUAUCACUGCCAUGGUCGGGUGAAUGGUUCUAUAAAAGGCGGUGUGAUAUUUUUCUCCAUGUUUCUUGAUAGGGAUGAAGCAGCUGUUUGUUCAUGUACAUGCAGACAACACAUCCGCUCAGGAGCUGUACAGGAAAAUAGGGUUUGAGGUCUGAUUCUGAUGUGCUGCUUCCAUUGACUUAGUCAUUAUCUACUUCACUUCUUGCCAUUCAUGGGCCCGGCCUCAGGCCCGGAGAAAAGGCUGGAAAAUGGGCAUCCUGGGUUGAUGCCACGUGUCAUGAGAAAAUGGGCCCGCUCAAAACUCCGACCCUACCCAGUCCGUUUUCUAUUGGUCUGACUUGAGCCCCAAGACCCAUUGAUCCACUUAACCAUGUAUGCGUCAAGUGACCGGGAAAGCAAGAUUUUUAUUUAUUUUUUCCUUGUAUAAUAUAUCAGAUCCUUCUUCAUCCUUCUGAUCCAUGUUUCAAACUGUAUUAAUACGCUUUCUGAGUUGUCAUCAACACAAAGAAAUGGGCUAUUUAUAGACAUCUCAAGUUUUGGAUUAUUUCCAUAUAUUAUUACUCUGAGAUUAAUUUCCAUACCUGUGUUCAUUCAUCUAGUUCAUUUCCGAGCACAAUUUCUUCUCCACAUAUUCCCAUUUCUCAUAUGAUCUCGAAGUGCUUUCUGGUCAACGCAGAGAAGCACCAUUUAUAGCCACUUAAAAAUACGGAUUUCAUCUCCCAUCUUAUUUCCAUGGAUUAUUCUGAGAUUGAUGCCCAUACAUGUCUUAAUCUCCAGGUCUAAUUUUUCUCUGACAAGGCUUCUUCUCCUCAUAAUCCCAUAUCUCCUUGGCUGCAGGUUGUAGGAGCGUCGCCUCCAGCCUCAGAGGAUCCGAGGUUUCUCAUGUGCAUGGAGCUCUGA